This is a messenger RNA of Lichtheimia ornata, 744 nucleotides long. RefSeq lists its product as uncharacterized. Bases 1 to 744 code for a protein of 247 amino acids. Lineage: Eukaryota; Fungi; Mucoromycota; Mucoromycetes; Mucorales; Lichtheimiaceae. The record is from RefSeq and is a predicted model, not a curated record. The transcript is spliced from 2 exons.
AUGACUGUCAAGACUACCGAAGAACAAAAACGCUUUGUUGAGCGUGUGGCUUCUCUCCCUUAUGUUCACGACAGCUUUGUUUAUGCCAACGAGACUCGUCUCGGCCGUUUCGCCAAUUCGACUUUGACCAACCUUGCACAAAACCAAUCGGUCCAAACGGCGUACAACAACUACUUGCAACGUCAUGUUGAGCGUGCUGAUGCACUUGGAUGCCGCUCGCUUGAUCUUAUUGAGGAAAAGCUUCCCGUUUUAACCAAUGUGGUUGAAUCCCGAUCUGGCCACGUGCGUGCUAUUGUUACCGACCGCCGUGCCAAGCUUGCCGAGAGCUUGGAUUUGCUUCAAACCACUUUACGCCAAUAUGCCACUGCUGCUUACAACUUAAAGGAUAAGGAUCAUCAACAAGUUGCUCAACAUUGGUUCCAAGAAGUUGCUGCUCAAAUCAACAACCAGUUGGCUUCGGUGGUCACUUAUCUCAAAGAUCAGCCCAACAUUCCCGAUUGGGUCAAGGGCCGUGUUCUUUCUCUUGUCGACAUUGCUUCCAAGCAAUACGAAUUGGUGCGUGAGCAAUACAACCGCAAGGAUAUCUCCAACAUUGAAAAGGCUCGUGUUGUUGCCCAAGGUGUCCAGGAACAAGUAUUGCCCGUCCUGCAAACAGUGCACUCCCAACUCUUGUAUUACACCUCCGCCAAGGCUGAAACCCUUCGUUCCUACGUCAAGUUGCCCGCCGUUGUUGCUUCCCACUAG